AUGGACCCUUUAUCGAUAGCGACAGGUUGCGCCACUCUCAUUUCAACCAUAGGGUCGCUCUCACUGUCCAUCAACUCCUUUGUUCGAACUUGUCGCGAGUCUCGGGGUGAUCUGGACAGGGUGGCCCGUGAGCUGCUCUCUCUACAAACAGUCCUUGAACUUAUCCAUGAAGACGUGACUGAUGAGAGCAAGGCCUUUCCUACGACUCUCGAACACCAUGUCUCGGGUAUCAUCAUGAAUUGUAAUUCCGUGGUCGUAGAGCUACAAGAGUGUAUCACGAAAUAUAGCGUCGAUAGUCGACUCAAAACCAAGGCUGGUUGGGCCAUCAAUGGACAAGGAGAUGUCGCAAAAUUGCGUUCGAACCUUGAGGCUCACAAGGCGGCAUUGGAGUUAGCUCUGGAUAUGUUGUCGCUGCACAUUACCAAAGAGAUCAAAAACGACACAUCGGAGAUUCGGAAUGAGACAUCAGCGAUAAAGGAUGAUACGGCGCAAAUUCUGGAAGAAAUACUUCGCCUUCAGAAACGAUUACCGAAGCAAGGAGGGAACGACUAUAUCCUUCAAACCUUUCUUGAGGAGAUGACGACAUAUACUGAGAAGGCCUUGGACGGCGCAUCUAUCGACGAAGGGGAUUCUAGCACAAAAGCGGCGUCUUUUGUCCUUGAGACAGAUGAAGGGAGCCAGAGGCCAUCCGAUCCCGCUUAUCUCUCUGAUUGGGAGUUGGAUUCUGCAGCAAGUGACCCAGCAUCAUACAAAUUAAAGAAGAGAAGAUGGGAAAAACAACAGCAUGAGGAAAGGUUGGCUGAAGCAAAACUGAAAGAUGCCCAACGAUCGCUCCAGUCUCCACAGCAACAACCGAUCGCUUUCCGUCAUUCAGGUCACUGGGAACCGUCCGAGGAAGAUGAUGACCUAGGUCCAGUACCGCCUAAGGAUGCUAACAUUGAAGAAUGGAAGAGGUCUUCGGUUGAGAGUGAGAAUGAAUGGUGGGAGAAAAAGAACAAAGAACGGCAAGAUCGCAAAAGCCAGCUAUAUUCGGGUGGAGAUCAUCAUUUGAUCACCUCAGCCCAUCUUACAUCUUCACGAGAACAUUCACAAGGAACGACUGAAACACAUGAUUCGCAUGGUGCGAGAGUUCCUGGGAAGAAGAAAUCUCAGAGCAGCCCAGCAGAAGCCAGUGACGUCGCCCGGAAACGAUAUUUUAAACCAGAUCCUGCAAAUCAUGACAGUGAUAAUGAGUACUCUCACGAUUACGAGAAAGAAGAAUCUGAGGUAGCCAACUAUCUCUCAAGAAAAGCAACAAAGGCAGAACGCAUUCCUCUCUCCGCAUCUGCCGUGGUGUCAUCAACACCAGACUUCCACUACUUAGAGGUCGAAACCUUCCAUGGCAGAUUAUUGAUCAACUGGCCCAUGCCAACGUCAGUCACGGAUCUCUUGUCUGAAGAUUACUACAUCGAGUCCUCCUGUAAUAGCUUCACGGCGUUGACGUGUUUAGCACAGGAUUUUCGUUUUCAGAAGGAUACUCUACGACCCAGGCGGUUCCUGAAGCCCAGAGACAUCAAACUUGUCUUCUACAUCCCCGUGACUACUGAAACUACUUCUUCUUGUUUUAAGCGCCAGUGGGAAUUCAUCACUACUGCAGUCACUGGAUUGACACGGCGUCUAGAACUGGGUGGUGAUGUCCCGCCGCCAUGGCACAACAUCAUCAUCGUCGUCGAGGGACCCCCACGAUGGGACGGAAUUGAUCCUGAGAUUGAGAUUAUCCUCACAGAACUUGGUAUACUUUAUAAGACAGAAAGCCUAGUAAGCAAAGUCGAUGGCGUUCCACUGGAUCCGCCUUAUCAUAAAGAUCAUUGCAAGGUCUCUGGCAAAAUGAUACAUGGGACGAUACACGAGUAUACAGUACAGCCAACAAUCCGCCCCCAACACGCCUGUACCAAGAAUAUCAUGGGUACUGAACCGCUCCAGGUGAUUGCAGUGGCUCCGCAAUUGUCUCUAACAGACUGGGCAUCUCAUAAACCAGCCCUUUCAGCCAACUGGGCAGCAGCUGUUUGUGAGGUCUUGAGGCCAGAGUUCAUAAUGUCUUUGCCAGAACGUCAGAUCAGAGCGAUACCGUCCCCUGGGGAGUUUCUCAAGGGCGUCUGGACCUGUGAAACACGGUUCAGGAUGUCAAAACACAAGCAAAUCAACCAAUGCGUCUUAACCUCUCCAGAUCAGUUCCAAGCGGAUCGUAAGAAGAUGGUCACACAGGCAGAAGGAGCUCGAGGGUUUGCCAGAAGGCUCUUUGGAAAGUCUUGA
This is a messenger RNA of Fusarium fujikuroi IMI 58289, 2292 nucleotides long. RefSeq lists its product as uncharacterized. The transcript has 3 exons. The record is from RefSeq and is a predicted model, not a curated record. Lineage: Eukaryota; Fungi; Ascomycota; Sordariomycetes; Hypocreales; Nectriaceae. Bases 1 to 2292 code for a protein of 763 amino acids.